This is a messenger RNA of Talpa occidentalis (Iberian mole), 2186 nucleotides long. RefSeq names its product chromodomain-helicase-DNA-binding protein 9-like. The record is from RefSeq and is a predicted model, not a curated record. NCBI's taxonomy places the organism in Eukaryota, Metazoa, Chordata, Mammalia, Eulipotyphla, Talpidae. The transcript is spliced from 2 exons. The coding region runs from base 629 to 2158 and encodes 509 amino acids.
CCCAUAUAUCCCACCUCUGGUUUUUACCUGUCCGAAUACUCAGGAGAAACUCUACCUGUGAAUAAAAUCAUUCACUUGUCAGUGUAGCCCUUAGAGAUUUCUCCCUCCCAUGAGAUCAUAGCAUUAUUAUUUGUCUCCCUGAUUUGACAUGUACAGCUUCCUGACAUGUCUUCUGCAGUAACGCUUUGCUCCUCCCUUUUAGAAAUAGUUGGAAAGCUGAUCAAGCGACAGUGGGAAGCCCAGAGAAGGGAAAGGCACUCACCCUUUAUUCUCUGGACUCCAGGUUGUUCUUCAUUAAAACAAUCAUGAAGUACAUAUUAAGCGAUUCCUUAAUUUUAUGUAAUAAAACAAACUUACUGUUUUCUGCCUCUGUAGCAUCUGCAACCUAAUAGUGGAAACAGAACAUGAACAAGUAAAUAAACAGAUGUGAAAUUACAACUUGUAAUGACUUCAGUAAAGGAAGGAUUCUGACACUUCAUGACAUGUCAUUAUCUAGAGCAAUAAUGGACAUUGACCUGUUUCGGAUUAGCUGAUGACCUUCAGAAAUGAUCGAAUAAUAGCACCUCCAGAGAGGCUGAAUACACUCCAUUUGGAGUGAGCAGCCCAUAUUGUUCCUGAAGUUUUCAAGAUGACAGAUCCAAUGAUGGACUUUUUUGACGAUGCCAAUCUUUUUAGUGAGACCUUGGAAGGUUUAUCAGAUGAUGCAUUUGUACAACCAGGACCUGUUUCGCUAGUUGACGAAUUGAACUUGGGUGCAGAAUUUGAACCUUUGCACAUAGAUUCACUGAACCAUGUUCAAGGUACUCCAACACAUCAGAAGAUGACUGAUUAUGAACAGUUAAAUCAGUAUGAGUCAAUGAAAUUUCAUCAAGUUAAUCAAUCUUUUGGUAGCCCAGCUGAACAUGUGUUAUCGCCACACUCCCAGUUUAACUGUUCUCCAAUUCACCCCCAAAACCAACCCAAUGGUUUGUUUCCAGAUGUAGCAGAUGGCAGCCCAAUGUGGGGCCAUCAGACAGCUACUAGCAUUUCAAGUCAAAAUGGGUCUCCUUUUCACCAACAAGGACAUUCUCACUCUAUGCAUCAAAGUAAAAGCUUUGUAUCCCACCCUGACUUUGCCUUAUUUCAGGCCAAUGAACCACAAACACAGUGCACUUCACUACGCUCGCAACAAAACAGAAAUAAUCUUAACCCAGGGCAAAAUUCUCUUAGCCAGUCAAAAAGUUUUAUGGAUGUUAAUGUUUCUGGUCCCCACAGAGUCAGUGUUAACCACCCACCACAAAUUACCAACGCAUCGACUUCACAACAGUCACUUUCAAUGCCACAGUUUUCUCAAACGUCCAAUCCUUCAGUGCACUUUCUCAAGUGUAGUAACCAUCAAGAAGGAAAUUUUAAUGGACAUUCUCCAAAUAUGACUCCUUGUUCCGUCAGUAACUCCCAGCAGUUUUCUUCCCAUUAUUCCUUUUCCAGUAAUCAUGUGUCCCCAAGCAGUCUUCUUCAGGCCUCUGCGGUUCUUGCACCGAAUCAUGCAAAUCAGACUCUAUCUGAUUUUACUGGAAGUAAUUCCUUUUCACCUCAUAGGGGACUCAAGCAAGAAUCCUCUCAGCAUAUGCUAAAUCCGAAUACGUCGUUGAAUUCAAAUAAUUUCCAAAUGUUGCAUUCAUCACAUCCUCAGGGUAAUUACAGCAAUUCAAAAUUAUCUCCUGUGCACAUGAACUUCCCAGAUCCUGUUGACUCAGGAACUCAAAUGGGCCAUUUCAAUGAUCACGUAGAAACAAAUGGGUUUUCAUCUUUAGACGAGAAUUUACUUCAUCAAGUGGAGUCACAAGCUGAGCCGUUCACAGGACUAGACCCCGACGACCUCCUUCAUGAGGGUCUCCUUCCCCAGUUUGAUGAGUCAGCGUUUGGGCAAGAUAAUUCAAGUCAUGUUUUAGAUCACGACCUCGAUCGGCAGUUUGCGUCACACCUUGUAACCCGGCCUUCCGACGUGGCUCAAACUCAGUUGCAUAGUCAGGCUCGGAGCUGGCACACCUCCCUUUCCAAUCAUCAGCACCUACAUGACAGAAAUCGCCUGUGUUUACAGCGACAGGUAUGUGGUUCUGUUAUUUUGGUGAUUUGCGGUGGAGAGUUUUUACUCAUUGAGAUUGAGGUUCUUUUAUAAGACAUAUUUAAAAUUUCUCAAACUCAUU